AUGGCCAUCACAUCUCUCGUCGCUUGGGCGGCGGGGCCCGCCACUAGCUUCUCGUGUGUGCGAAUCUGCACCCUCGCCGUAACUUCAAUAGUGCUCUACUUCGUCAUCAAUGAAAUCAUACGAGCAAAGUCCCGCAUCAAGGGCCUGGCCGGCCCGCGAGGCCUUCCCCUCAUCGGCGUGCUCUGGGACAUCAGGACGAACGCGGCUGAGCAGUACCGCAGAUGGGCGAAACGGUAUGGGGACGUCUAUCAGGUCCAACUGGGCAACGUGACUGUCGUCGUGGUCAACUCGGCCGAGUCGGCGCGGACACUAUUCGGCCACAACUCGCAGGCGCUCUCCUCAAGGCCAGAGUUCUAUACCUUUCACAAGGUCCUUUCUGACACGGCUGGCACGACAAUCGGAACGUCGCCCUACUCGGAAUCUCUUAAACGCCGUCGCAAGGCCGCGGCGUCGGCGUUGAACAGGCCAUCGGUGGCCAGCUACGUUGGAAUUUUGGACCUGGAAACGCGCGAUUUUGUGCUUGAGAUGGUUGCUUACGGCAAGCAUGGUACCAAAGCCAUCGACCCGAUGCCGAUGAUCCAGAGGCUGUCGCUGUCGCUUGCUCUGACAUUGAACUGGGGCAGCAGGGUUGCAUCGCAGCACGAUGGACUCUUUUCUGAAAUCACCCACGUCGAAGAGGAGAUAUCCAAGUUCCGCUCGACCACUGGGAACCUGCAAGACUACGUCCCGCUUCUGCGCAUAAACCCAUUCAACGGCCACUCGGCACGCGCACGUGAAAUGCGCAACAGGCGGGACGUGUACCUGAAGCAUCUGGACGAUGAUCUCCGCAGGAGGAUGGCGGCGGGGACGCAGAGACCAUGUAUUCAGGCCAACAUCAUCCUCGACGACAACGAUAUCAAGGCAGACAGUGCUCAGCGGUUAUCCAAGGCCGAGAUGACCAGUAUCAGCCUGACCAUGCUGAGCGGUGGCCUGGACACCAUAACGACAAAUGUCGCGUGGUUCAUUGCCCUUCUGGUGCAGCGGCCAGACAUACAGGAAAAGGCCCACCUCGAAAUCCGCAAACACUUGAUUGACCAAGUGCAGCCCGACAGGUCUGACCCCCUCGGGCUGUGCGAUGCCGAGGACGACCAGGGCUGUCGGUACGUCGCGGCGCUGGUGCGUGAGAGUCUGCGGUACUACACGGUGCUGCGCCUGGCCCUGCCACGUGUCUCUGUGCGCGAAGUCGUCCACGAGGGCGUGGUCCUUCCGCGUGGGACGGUGUUUUUCCUGAAUGCAUGGGCGUGCAACAUGGAUGCCAAGGUCUGGACGGAUCCCGAGGUGUUCCGCCCAGAACGCUGGCUAGAGCAGCCGGACGCGCCACUGUUUACGUAUGGCGUAGGGUAUCGAAUGUGCGCCGGCUCUAUGUUGGCCAACAGGGAGCUUUAUUUGCUUUAUAUGCGUCUGAUUGCUCACUUUAAAAUCGAUCCGGUGCCGGCAAAAGACGGUUGUGAUGGCAUCGACGUGGUGGACUGCCACCCGGUGUCGGGCAACUGCGAUCCGACGAGCUUGGUAGCGAUUCCGCGGCCAUACAAGGUAUUGUUUGUGCCGCGAGACCUCGAUUUUAUUGGAAUGAGUGUUGCCUAG
Molecule: messenger RNA, 1623 nt
Organism: Pyricularia oryzae 70-15
Lineage: Eukaryota; Fungi; Ascomycota; Sordariomycetes; Magnaporthales; Pyriculariaceae
Product: 3-hydroxyphenylacetate 6 hydroxylase
Exons: 2
Coding region: 1-1623 (540 amino acids)
Molecular function (GO): heme binding; iron ion binding; oxidoreductase activity, acting on paired donors, with incorporation or reduction of molecular oxygen
Source: RefSeq, a predicted model, not a curated record